AUGGUUCAAAUUUGGUACAUGGAAUCAUAUCCAUUCGGUGAUCCUCGUCUACCGCAUCACAUGUUCCCUCCGAAGAAAAUUACCCCUGAUGAGAUGACCAAGAAGACCGGUGCUCUUUAUUUCAAGAUUGAUACAAUGGACCAAAUAGGAAUGUCAAAACGCAUCGCGCUAUUAAAAUUGGAACGGAACUUAACAAGAGAAGACAUGUUCACAUUGGACGCUGAAACGACGGUUGAUUUCUACGAAAAAAUCGCAGAAUUAUUCGAGGAGACUGAACUGGAUUGGGAACAGGCAAGGAUGAUUAUCGAGGGGUCGGCAUACUAUGAUUUCGAGGACGACGACGGACACUGGGUACGAAUACUUUGUGAAGAUGGUGAUAUGAUCAUUAUACCAGCUGGACGCUCGUUUAGAUUUACUACGACGCCAAAGAAUUUUGUUAAAAUGCGUCGCUUUUACAAGGAUGACGAGUAG
Messenger RNA from Anisakis simplex (herring worm), 471 nucleotides. The record is from the annotation of a GenBank genome assembly. Lineage: Eukaryota; Metazoa; Nematoda; Chromadorea; Rhabditida; Anisakidae.